AUGGGAGAACAGAGUUUGGAGCAUUUAGUCAUUGGUAUAGCUGUCUCCCCUCAGGAGGAAUGGCAGGGAACGAGGAUUCCUGCCUGUCGUAGCCAGCUGAUAGAUCAAUCCUGUGCCGGUUUUUAUUCCUUUGCCUUUUAUGGCUGCUGUGAUGACUCCCCGAGGAAGGAGAAGCAGCAGCCUCUGAGGUUUCACUCCCUGCACAGAUCCAUCCAGAUCCUCAGCGUCCUCCUGGCUGGGUUCGGUUUCCUGACUGUGGCAGUCUGGGGAAGAGCAGUUGGAGUUUCCUACCUGGCUGUCAAUAAUCCUGAAAAGUGGUUCGGGGGCCCUGGAAAGUCCCAGGUGGUGCCUCCCCUAGAGUUCCUUCAGCCGAUUCUAAAUCUGUGUGCCAUUCCUCCACCUCCACCCAACCACUUCAUCUUGCCAAGGUUUCAGCCUAAGUGUCAAUCAUCAGAAUCCUCCCCAGUCUUUCCUGUUUUGCUUUAUCGCUGCACCUUUGCACAGCAAAGUGCCAGCCUCCAGUCUGAUACACACCGAGCACCUAAUUCAGAUUCACUGAGUGUUGGGUGGAAGUCUUCCCUAGGUGAACUGAAAAGGCCAGAGAAGUUACUCCAGCCCUUCUGCAGGAAGUUAGACCUUGAUUUGGGCUCCCCCUUAUGGUCGGGCUGUCACCCCAAUCCAACCAAGACACAAAAUGAUACCCAAACCAACACCUUCAGUACCGACGUUGGCCACAUUCACAGUAACAUCAAUACUUGUAGUGGUAGUGGCAACCAUGACACCCGCCACAGGCAUGGUAGUAUAGCUCGCCCUCCUGGCAAAUGCAGCCACAAGAAUUAUACUACAGUGAGGUGGAGCAGCCAAGACAACCUGGUGACAGAACAUACUACUGUAUGCCCCUAUGGGGCAGUUCUUAUGGUGACCUCAUUUGAAAUUGUAGAUUGGUAUGGCCUGGUGGUCACCAAACACUCAGCUGGCUUCUAUAUCUAUGGCUACCUCGUGGGUCCAGGAUGGGCCCCGCCCGCCGGGCCCGGGGGAGCCGGGGCCGCGGCCCGGCGCUGGUCGGCGCUGCUGUCGCCCCUGCUGCUGGUGCCGCUGCUGGCGCGGCCCGCGGGCGCCCUGGUGGAGGGGUUGUACUGCGGCACGCGGGACUGCUACGAGGUGCUGGGCGUGAGCCGCACCGCGGGCAAGGCGGAGAUCGCGCGGGCCUACCGCCAGCUGGCCCGGCGCUACCACCCCGACCGCUACCGGCCCGAGCCCGGCGACGAGGGCCUCGGGCGGACGCCGCAGAGCGCCGAGGAGGCUUUCCUGCUGGUGGCCACCGCCUACGAGACUCUCAAGGAUGAAGAAACACGGAAAGAUUAUGACUAUAUGCUGGAUCAUCCUGAAGAGUACUACAGCCAUUACUACCACUAUUAUCGCAAGCGCUUAGCUCCUACGGUGGAUGUUCGGAUAGUGAUUUUGGUCAGUGUGUGUGCUAUUUCAAUGUUUCAGUUCUUCAGCUGGUGGAAUAGCUACAAUAAGGCAAUCAGCUACCUAGCCACAGUGCCCAAGUACCGUAUCCAAGCUACAGAGAUCGCCAAGCAGCAGGGACUGCUGAAAAAAGCCAAAGAGAAAGGCAGAAACAAAAAGUCCAAAGAAGAGAUACGUGAUGAGGAGGAGAACAUCAUAAAGAACAUUAUAAAAAGUAAAAUAGAUAUCAAGGGAGGCUAUCAGAAGCCCCAAAUACGGGAUCUUCUCCUGUUUCAGAUUGUCUUAGCUCCAUUUCACCUGUGCUCAUAUAUAGUCUGGUAUUGCCGGUGGAUCUAUAAUUUUAACAUCAAAGGCAAAGAAUAUGGGGAAGAAGAGAGACUCUAUAUCAUACGUAAAUCUAUGAAGAUGUCCAAGUCUCAGUUUGAUAGUCUAGAAGAUCAUCAGAAGGAAACUUUUCUGAAACGGGAGCUCUGGAUAAAGGAGAACUAUGAGGUCUACAAACAAGAACAAGAAGAAGAAUUAAAGAAAAAAUUGGCAAAUGACCCUAGAUGGAAGAGAUACAGGAGAUGGAUGAAGAAUGAAGGGCCGGGACGGUUAACAUUUGUGGAUGACUGAAGUUUGAUGGAAUG
Molecule: messenger RNA, 2102 nt
Organism: Tupaia belangeri chinensis (Chinese tree shrew)
Lineage: Eukaryota; Metazoa; Chordata; Mammalia; Scandentia; Tupaiidae
Gene: DNAJC25
Product: DnaJ heat shock protein family (Hsp40) member C25
Exons: 14
Coding region: 1-2088 (695 amino acids)
Biological process (GO): protein folding
Cellular component (GO): endoplasmic reticulum membrane
Source: RefSeq, a predicted model, not a curated record